GGUGGCGAUCAGCUGAUGCUCCAUAACAAAACCUAACCGCCUCUUGCAGACGGCGCACGGACGCCGCAACCAUCGGAUUUUCUUCGUCUUUUCCAGAUAUGGUAGCAGUUAAUUGACGUAAGCAACAACAGAAAACCAAAAUCGCUGGAGAUGAUGUUACUUAGGUGCAGUUCAAGAACUUUACCUCGCUUGAGAUUUGGGAAUCGGCUCGACCGAAGAUAUGGCCCACCACUUUUAGUUAAGGGAAGCCAGUGUUAUUCUACAGGCGGUGACAGUGCUGACAGUAAAUCUGUAGCAACUUCCUCGACACCACAGAAAGACCAUCCUACUGUUAAAUUCGGCAGGCUAACUGACCACAAAGUUGACAAUUUGGAGAGGUAUCUCUUAGUAUGGGGAGGAAAGUUUAAAAAUGUUAGUGAGGUACCUAAGUAUGUAAGCCAAGAUACAAUGGAACGAGCGCGAAAUAAGGCUAGGAUUAAGAUUAACUUGAUGAUGUGUGCUGCAACUGUCGUGGGUUGCCUUUUGAUGGUCAUGUCAGGGAAAAGGGCACAGAGGGAGGGGCAGUCUCUUAUUAAGAUAAAUCAAGAGUGGCAUCGAAAGAAUAAAGAAGAAGCCGAAGCCGAAAAAAAGGACUAAAUUCAAGAUAUUAAAAUACUGUAAAUAUAACUGCUAAUGCAAGUUUAUCAAGGGCAUCAUAUAUUUUGGCUUAGAGUAGUAUAAAUGCAGUACUGUUGAGGUGAGUUCUGCUUAUGUAGCGUUCACAUGUGUGAUGAGGUUUUGCAUAUAAGGAACAGAGCUGAAGUGAAGUUUUGAGUACUGUAUUAUCAUGAAUUAUUUAUAAUGCAAAUAAACUUGAUAUUUACCGUACAAGAAUGAAUUAUAGACUGACAGUUCAUAUGAAGCUGAUUUGGAGAAAAAGUAUUUUUUUUUUUGUAAAAUUUUAAACUAUUCAUGCAACAGUUUUUUAUGUACGUGUAUUAUAAAUUAAUGAAUAUAAAAAAAACCUAUAAGUAAUUAUUGUAUAGGAAAGUCAGAAUGCUUUUCACUUAGUUAUAUAAGGUGUUGUGAUAUGCUAAUGAAUUUUGUAAGCAGU
Macrobrachium nipponense is the source of this 1093-nucleotide messenger RNA. Its product is annotated as UPF0389 protein CG9231-like. The record is from RefSeq and is a predicted model, not a curated record. The transcript is spliced from 3 exons. Bases 151 to 636 code for a protein of 161 amino acids. Lineage: Eukaryota; Metazoa; Arthropoda; Malacostraca; Decapoda; Palaemonidae.